Prosopis cineraria is the source of this 1217-nucleotide messenger RNA. RefSeq lists its product as uncharacterized. Bases 87 to 1082 code for a protein of 331 amino acids. The transcript has a single exon. The record is from RefSeq and is a predicted model, not a curated record. Lineage: Eukaryota; Viridiplantae; Streptophyta; Magnoliopsida; Fabales; Fabaceae.
UCCUUAUAACAAUCCAUUCUACGCAAUCUCUUAACACCCAACACCCUCUGAAGCUUUCAUCUCCCUCUCCCUCUCAUCCAAUUCCGAUGGAUGUUGCAGGCAAGAUCCUGAGAAGAUCAGUUCAUGGUUUCCUUCAGAACUAUCACUAUUUCACCUCUGUUUCUGCUUUCAUGGUUCUCCCUUUCUCUACUUCUUUUCUGCUCUCUCAAGCUCUUGUCCCUUCCUCCUCUUCUCUCUUCCCUCAAAUCUCUAAUCGUUUGACGACUCUGUUCGAUGCUGCAGGAUUCCCUUCUUCUUCUUCUUCAAAAAUGUUUGGCCUUUUCAGCCUCAAGGCUUCUGAAACCAUCGCUUCCUCGAUAUUCACCCUCCCCUUCACCCUCACCUUCCUCAUCAUCGCUAAAGCUUCCAUCUUUCAGGCUCUGAAACAUCCCUACAAGCCAGCUCCCUCACCUUCUUCUUUUACUUCCAUGAUAUCUCUUUACAAACCGCUCCUAAAAACCUGCAUUAGCAGCUCGUUAUUGAUUAUCUCUGCCAUUGCAACCUCGUACUGUCUUCUGUUUUUUGCCCUUGGUGUGGUCGAAGGAUUUGACGCCACUUCCCCUGAUACGCUUUUCUUGGUUACAUCAUGUGGGGUGGUUCUCUUCUCUGUUUUUCUGGCCAAUGCACUCGUCAUCGGCAACAUGGCGAUGGCUCUGUCUGGCAUGGAAGGACAUGGGGGGUAUUUGGCGGUUCUUAAGGCUUGUGUUCUUCUAAGAGGAAGAACAUCAAUGGCUUUGUUGUUGGCUCUGCCCAUGAACAUGGCUCUGGCUGCCAUUGAAGCUUUGUUUCAAUUUCGGGUCGUCAGAGCAUAUCGUACUGGUGGACAGGCAGAGCCUUGGAUGGCUUCAGAGGCGAUUUUCAUUGCUUACUUGUACUCAAUCUUCGUCGUCCUUGAUACUAUUGUAGCUUCCAUGUUCUACAAAAAUUGUAAGACGAGGUCGUGGAUUGAUGACGUAGAUGCAAAAUUGUUGGUCAGGAUUGAGAUUUCAGAGAAGGACAGUUAUGAGUUCGACAGAACCAAAAAUUUCGAAGAAUUGCCCUGAAAUAUAAGGUUAGGAUGAUUAUUGAAGUAGUCAUCCAGGAUGUUCUGUUCUGCUUCUUGAAGGAUAAGAUAAAGAUGAUGAUGAUGAUGAUGAUAUUUUAUUUUUUUAAUAUAAUAUUUAAAAGUAUGUAUAGAA